Messenger RNA from Sorex fumeus (smoky shrew), 3163 nucleotides. It is a transcript of the gene SLC7A14, whose product is annotated as solute carrier family 7 member 14. Lineage: Eukaryota; Metazoa; Chordata; Mammalia; Eulipotyphla; Soricidae. Gene Ontology annotation, cellular component: plasma membrane. Gene Ontology annotation, biological process: transmembrane transport; amino acid transport. The transcript is spliced from 8 exons. The coding region runs from base 271 to 2583 and encodes 770 amino acids. The record is from RefSeq and is a predicted model, not a curated record. Gene Ontology annotation, molecular function: amino acid transmembrane transporter activity.
CCCUAGGCGUGGCGUGGCGCUGUCCUCGGUGCUGAAAGUUGCGGCGAGCUAUUCCUCGGGAACUGAAACUGCGUAAGAAGCAGCGGAAGGAAGACCCUUGAACGAGGAUUUAGACAGGCAUACAUGUACGAAAGGAGGCUGCUUUGGGUCCCCCUGGACUAUUCCUAAGAAGGAGAUCACUGCUCACUAGAUGAGACGUAGGGGCAUCUAUUAAGGCUUUCAUAUCCCUCUGCAACAGUUCACCAUCACAGUAACCACAGACCACUCAGGAUGAGUGGCUUCCUCGCCUCCCUGGACCCCCGGAGGGUGCAGUGGGGGGCUGCCUGGUAUGCCAUGCACUCUAGAAUCCUGCGCACCAAACCAGUGGAGUCCAUGCUGGAGGGAACUGGGACCACCACGGCACAUGGCACCAAACUCGCCCAGGUGCUCACCACUGUGGAUCUCAUCUCACUUGGUGUUGGCAGCUGUGUGGGCACAGGGAUGUACGUGGUGUCUGGCCUGGUGGCCAAGGAAAUGGCAGGACCAGGUGUCAUUGUGUCCUUCAUCAUUGCAGCUGUGGCCUCCAUAUUAUCAGGUGUGUGCUAUGCAGAGUUUGGAGUUCGUGUUCCCAAAACCACAGGGUCAGCCUACACCUACAGUUAUGUGACCGUUGGGGAAUUUGUGGCUUUUUUCAUUGGCUGGAACCUGAUCCUGGAGUAUCUGAUUGGCACUGCAGCUGGCGCCAGUGCUCUGAGCAGCAUGUUUGAUUCACUGGCAAAUCAUACCAUCAGCCGAUGGAUGGUGGACACCGUGGGAACCCUCAAUGGCCUGGGGAAAGGUGAAGAAUCAUACCCCGACCUGCUGGCUCUGGUGAUUGCCAUCAUUGUCACCGUCAUUGUUGCUCUGGGGGUGAAGAAUUCUGUGGGCUUCAACAAUGUCCUCAACGUAUUAAACCUAGCAGUGUGGGUAUUCAUCAUGAUAGCAGGCCUCUUCUUCAUCAAUGGGAAAUACUGGGCCGAGGGCCAGUUUUUGCCUCACGGCUGGUCAGGGGUGCUGCAAGGAGCCGCUACGUGUUUCUAUGCUUUCAUUGGCUUUGACAUCAUUGCCACCACUGGAGAGGAAGCCAAGAACCCAAACACAUCCAUCCCUUAUGCGAUCACUGCCUCCCUGGUCAUCUGCCUGACAGCAUAUGUAUCUGUGAGCAUGAUCCUCACUCUAAUGGUGCCAUACUAUGCGAUUGACACGGAAUCCCCACUCAUGGAGAUGUUUGUGGUCCAUGGCUUCUAUGCUGCAAAAUUCGUAGUGGCCAUUGGUUCUGUGGCAGGGCUGACUGUCAGCUUACUGGGCUCCCUCUUUCCAAUGCCAAGAGUCAUUUACGCCAUGGCUGGUGAUGGGCUUCUUUUCAGAUUCCUGGCUCAUGUGAGCUCCUUCACAGAAACACCUGUGGUGGCCUGCAUUGUGUCAGGGUUCCUGGCAGCUCUCCUGUCACUAUUGGUCAGCCUGAGAGACCUCAUAGAAAUGAUGUCCAUUGGCACACUCCUCGCUUACACCUUGGUCUCUGUCUGUGUCUUGCUCCUACGAUACCAGCCAGAGAGUGACAUUGAUGGUUUUGUCAAGUUCUUGUCUGAGGAGCACACAAAGAAGAAGGAAGGCAUUCUGGCUGACUGUGAAAAGGAUGUGUGUUCCCCUGUGAGUGAAGAAGAGUUUUCUGGCCCAGCCACCAACACCUGUGGGGCCAAGAACUUGCCAUCCUUGGGAGACAACGAGAUGCUCAUAGGAAAGUCAGACAAGUCCACCUACAAUGUCAAUCACCCCAACUAUGGCACUGUGGACAUGACCACAGGCAUAGAAGCUGAUGAAUCGGAAAACAUCUAUCUCAUCAAGUUAAAGAAGUUGAUUGGGCCCCGUUACUACACCAUGAGGAUCCGGCUGGGCCUUCCAGGCAAAAUGGACCGGCCCACCGCUGCUACUGGGCACACGGUGACCAUCUGCGUGCUCCUGCUCUUCAUCCUCAUGUUCAUCUUCUGCUCCUUCAUCAUCUUUGGUUCCGACUACAUCUCAAAGCAGAGCUGGUGGGCCAUCCUUCUGGUUGUUCUGAUGGUGCUGCUGAUCAGCGCCCUGGUGUUUGUGAUCCUGCAGCAGCCAGAGAACCCCAAGAAGCUGCCCUACAUGGCCCCCUGCCUCCCUUUCGUGCCCGCCUUUGCCAUGCUGGUGAACAUCUAUCUCAUGCUAAAGCUCUCCACCAUCACAUGGAUCCGGUUUGCAGUCUGGUGCUUUGUGGGUAUGCUCAUCUAUUUUGGCUAUGGCAUCUGGAACAGCACCCUAGAAAUCAGCGCCCGGGAAGAGGCCCUACACCAAAGCAUGUACCAACGCUACGAUGUGGAUGACCCUUUCUCGGUGGAAGAGGGUUUCUCCUACGCCACUGAGCAUGAGAGCCAGGAGAACUGGGGCGGGCCUUCCGAGGACAAAGGCUUCUAUUACCAACAGAUGUCAGAUGCAAAGGCAAACACCCGGACAAGUAGCAAAGCAAAGAGCAAAAGCAAACACAAACAGAACUCGGAGGCCCUGAUUGCAAACGAUGAGUUAGAUUACUCUCCGGAGUAAGAGCACCCACAAAAGAAGUAUGUAGAAAUGGUGAUUUCUUUUCAGUAAUUUAACCUGUGGGCUAGGAGGUGAAAACAUGUUUUGGCUUUCCUUUCAAAAAUUCUGCCUUUCCCAAAGUCAAUUUCCAGAUCUAACCUGCCACUUGCUCCUUUUGUUCUUCAGGGUAGUGUGUGGAAGGGUUUCAUCUGGGUCCUCUACCUGGCCCCCUUCUAAAAAGAAUUAAGCAGAGGGUACAAAACAUUCUAUCUUGGGUACAACCACCAAAGAUGAGAGCAACAACUGUCUGGUAGCCUUUUUCUGUGCUGGUUAAAUCUUUUUGCUUCUUUUUGAGAUCCCCAAGAGACAAGGGGCAAACUUGCUGGACCACAUUAAAAUUACAGUUCCUCCUGGAGAUGUGCCAAAGCAGGUGGUUGUGGGCAAGGCAGCAGAGAUCCAUCCCAGAGACCACAGGGGUUAAGCUCUGAUCUCAGCAGGCUGGGCUCCCACGGUCAGGAUGGACAGGUGGGAAUUGGAAAUUCCUCAGAAAGCAGCGCUGUGUCCCAAAAAUCUCACAGAAAUCAAUUUUUUUUCUCACAGGGAA